Messenger RNA from Mycena citricolor, 3833 nucleotides. The record is from the annotation of a GenBank genome assembly. NCBI's taxonomy places the organism in Eukaryota, Fungi, Basidiomycota, Agaricomycetes, Agaricales, Mycenaceae.
AUGAGCCCCCCUCCCGAGCCCUUAGUGAAGUGCACUCGCUGUACAUUUCGCGGUCCUCAGUCUGCCUUUCCCCAACUCCCGAGUCUCCAGUACACGAGGCACUGCCACAAAUGUCGAGAGAAGAAUCUCAAGUCCCGCGGCGCUGCAAAGGAGAAAGAGCCAUCUGCUUCACUCCGGGGGAAAGACAACUCGGGGGGAAUACUCCCUAAACUCUCCCGGGAGACACUUCUUGCUCUGAUCAGGGAGCACGGCUCAAACAAGGCGUUCGAGACUGAAUGCUACCUUGAUCUUGCCGAGAUCAAUCUGCGACCAGAGAUCGCGUGCAGCCCGAAGGCAGUGGCAGACGAGCUUGCCAGACAAGUGUGGGAAGCAACAGGCUACCGAUUCGUAUAUAAGCAGAAACGCCCGAGCCGCACCAAUCCUUCAAUUGUGCGCUUUGAGUAUCACUGCGCGCAGCUCGAGGGCGAAAAAACAAAGAAUCAGCUUGUUGCUGAUCCCAAGAAGCGCCGUGCUCGUGUUACCAUGGAUUAUUUUGCUUGCAAUGGUUGGCUCAAUGUCAUUAUCAAUGAGCUUGACCUCAGCACGGGGACUUUUCGAUUGUCACACCAUCUUGCACACACACACUACACGAAUAUCUCCAUUUCCGAUGACAUAAAGAGUCUAGUCAAGCAGAUGAAGACUUCAACUCCAACUAAAAUCUGGGAGGAGGUUGUGAAAUUGGAUCCUACUACAGAGUUGACAGAACGGCAAAUCUAUCGUUUCUGGUCGGACAUCAAUCAGGGAGCUUGGAGAAAGUGCGACGAUCAGGUUGCAUCUGCCCUUGCCCUGCUGCAGGAGUACGAGGAUAUGACUGUUGAGAUCAUUGAGCUCAAACAAGAGACUGGGCUGUCCUCAAUCGCUUUUUGUUUCUGCGAGAUAAUCAACAAUUUUGGAAAAGACACAGAGGAGAUUGCAAUGGAUUCGACUUGGAAAACUAAUGCGGCGGGAUAUGAGCUGUAUGCGAUUGUUGCUGAAGCAAAUGGCACCGCUCUACCGCUUGCAUUUGUCUUCACUACAUCGACAGGUGACGAUGCUGCAGAGGGUGCCAAAGACCGAAUGCUUCAACAGGUUCUGGGUGCAGUCUCUCGAAAAUGUCCAAAUAUUCAGUUCGUGCACACGGACAAAGACAUCAGUGAAAUUAAUGCCGCCAAAACCGCGUUACCUGGUACCAAACAUCAGCUUUGUAUGUGGCACGGUCCUCGAUAUGUGAAGGAGCGACUCGCAGAGGACAAGCGGCCUGCUCAUUACGAUCCUCGCAAAGCACACAUGGUCUUUGACUUUAUUGACCCUACCUGGGCACCUGGGAUUGAUCGGAUUCAAGAAGAUGCUUCUCAGCAUGAACAAAACGACUCGGAGCAGGAGGAGGAUAGCAACAAUGUGAACGGUCCAGAUGGGAUCCAGACUAAGACACUGCUUCCUCCGAUAUUCGUUCUUACUCAGGGCGACAUCCGUCAUCCGAUCUAUCCGAACCCACCUAAGGCUCGGAAGACCGAUCUGGGAGUAUUCUGUCCGCCAGAACAUCGUGAUGUCACUCUCGACCUCUACAAGAUGCACGGUAGACUACAUCCGGAGAUUCCGGUGUACGAGCCGGAUGAUCCAGACUCAGAGAAGCCAAAUCCAUUUCUCUCCGCCGACGCUAUCUAUAAGUCUGCUGUGUACGACAUGUACUUCCACUGCUUCGAUCUGGAUCUCUCGCAGCUCUGGGCGUAUAUGUGGAACCGGUGGUACUCCCCCGCUCAGUGGAAACUCUGGGCGCGAGCAUCAGAGCCGGCAAUCCCACGUAUCAAUACCACGAUGAUUGUCGAGAGCCUCUGGAAACACGUGAAGCAUCGCGAUCUCGCAGAAUUUAAUCGACCGCGACUUGAUUUGGUUACCCACGUCAUAAUCCUUAACCUUCUUCCUCGAAUCAAGCGGAACCUGGACAGCAUUCGCAAAAUGCGCCGUGCUGGACGUGGCCCGACUCUCGUUGGGUGGCAGAAGGACUUCCGUGCUACGUGGGUCGAUCUCAGCAAGUCAGAUGAUCAUUGCCUCACCGAAAAACAACUGCGCUGGCUUAGGAAGCCGAAGAAUACCAAGAAUCGGGAUGAGAGGCUCGCCCAGUUGGAUCAAGAGAGUAAGCGCACUCAUGGCACAUAUUUCACAUAUGUGGACAAAUGGGUCUGCAGUUGUUCUGCUUUCUUGAUGAGCCGUUUUUUACUCUGCAAGCACCUCGUUCGGGAAGUUAACCAGACUUUGAGCAACAGCCCUCUUCGAGAUCUGGCUCUGUUUGCGAACUUGCGGCGCAAUCACUUCCCUCCUUACUACGUGAUUCCCGGGAUCCACGAUAUCGAAGAGAACGAACCCGAGCCUGAACACGACGUCGAAAUCAUGGUUCUCCACCGGGGCCACUCCCGUUCUCAAUCGACUUCGAGUUCCCGGAUGCAGACACCCGAACCCGACGACGACGACGAGGACAAUGAUCGGGCACCCAGUCCCGGGCCAGUGACUGGGCCUGGGCUCGAUGACCUUGAGAGCAUCGAUCCGAGCGGAGAUGAUGACCGUGAUGAAGACAACAAUAUCCGGGCUUUUGCCUCCGAUGACGAAGGUACUGCGGGUGAUAGGGUAUACAUUUCCGAAGCUCAGAGGGAGAACCUCAAGCGAAGCUUCGAGGCUUUGAUGGAAACCAUCUCCCGGCCAAGUGGAAUAGCACCUCAACUGGCAGAAGCUCUGCGGCCCGCUCUUCAGAUGGUUGAGGAUGCAGGAACCUCAGGUCUCAGCCCGCACUCUGACACUCCCUCUUCGGAACCCGACGUUGAGAACCUUGCAAGCCAGGUCGUGAAGGUACCGAUCGCCAGAACUGAACGGCCGAUGCCCAUCCAAGCUGCGAUUUAGAUUACUGCCGCGACAGUGCGAAGCACAUGCAGUCACCGGCUCUGCUUGCAAAUGAACUCAAUGCCCGGGUCUGAUCACGGUGGUAUCCGUCUCUCUCAAGCGAACCACGACCACGACCACGACCACGACGAUGCCUAUGCCACGCUUGCUGCAGAAGCUGAGCUCGAAGAACCUGCGCAGACGGACGCUGUCGACGUUCAGCGCCUCCCAUCGUCCGCCCGACGUUCCACCCGUCCCGGGCCCAUCGACCUCGAUUCAUUCGCGCGACUCGUCCAUCCCGACGUCUUUGUCCUCGUUCGCGAGUCCGGACCCCCAAACCGUCUUCCCCCCGUCAAGCGACGAUCCGGAUUUCGAGCGGUCGCCCAGCGGCAGCCACUUGAGAGUGGCAUAUGUCGAGGGCCCGACAGAGGAGAUCGGCCGAGCGGGCACCAGCGCGGAUGUGGAAACACGACGAGAUGAGGAGGAGAUCGCUGGAGCACUGCCGCUGCCGGGAUUCGAAAGCUUGUUCGUGUCGGAAUGGCGAGGGUUCCUCUACUCUGCACGAUCGACGUCAGAGCUUCCUGUCGGGGGAGUGAUGACGUUCAUGCUCCAGCCCGCCCCGUCACCCGACGAGGGGGUGCAGGCCUUCAUCGCAACGGAGGGCGACUCGCACACGAUCACCGGGACCUGUUCCCGCAGCACGCACGCCGUGACCUUCCGACGGUCUCUACCCGAUCGACACGCCACGCAGUUCUUCGCGGGGAAGUGGGAUCCUGCCAACGAUACUUUGCUCGGCACGCUCGGAUUCGAGCCAGACCCGGCGACGCACUUCAUGGAUCUGGUCUUCCGGCCGCUGGUCGCCCGCCACGCGCGACUGAUGCCCCCGGACAAGGAUCCACGCGCGCUGUGGAAGUUCGCGACCGCGGCCGUGCUGGACGACGUCA